AUGAAUCGUUGACAAUGCGCCAUAUAUGUCAUAAACACGGUGGUCAAAUGAAGUUAGAUCAUUAUAUAGAGUCAAAUAUUAUAGAGUUCAGUGAGUUAGAUGUUUUUUUAUGAAUUGGAGGUGCUGCGUGAGUAGCAUAGAUUGAGAUUCAUUCAAAUAUUUAAACUGAUCAAUCCCAGGUCCUGCUGGUACCGCACAGCAGCCUUGCAAUGGCUGAGGACUGGCUGACGUCAGCGGUGAAUGGCCUGUCUCUGGAGCAGGAGAUGUCUGGUGGGGCUCGCUCGGACAGCCCCUCUCUCAGCUCCAACAUCAGCCAGCUGCUGAAGAGCACACGGCGUGAUCGAGCCGAUUUGGAGGCGAGACUCGCCCAGCUGCGCGGCUUCAUACAGCAGACUGAUGAGGUGAUGCGUGGCAUCCUUGAGUCAGGUGAUCCAGCUCUGGCUGCAAAGUACAGCCACCUUGCUGGCACAAGGCGCAGUCUGGAGCAGAAUGCUGCCCACUUGCAGGAGCUCCUGCUCAAGGUCACAGAGUCUGAGGCACGGGCUCGCCAGCUCGCCGAGCGCGGACGACAGUUAGAAGCGGAGGAGGCGGGUAGUGAGACUGAGGCGCUGGCGGGCGCGGCCGGUGCCGGUCCGACCGCAAACGACCGGCCCGAUCACGAGCAGAAGGUGGCCGUGGUACGCGGCAGACCCGGCCCGGGAGCCGCCCGCAAACGGGACGGUGGGGACCCGGCCGGCGACUCACUGCGCGCCGCCGUACUACACAACUGGGGCAACAUGGAGCGCUCCGGCGCCGGCCGCCCGCGCACCUUCUCGGCGCAGGAAGAGCCGGCUGAGGACAGAGAGGCGGACGGGCCGGCCGCUGUGCCGAUGGAUCGUCUGCUGCGGGCUCUCCGCGGAGAGCCGGCGCGCUCUGCGGCGCCACCGGCCGGGCCGCUGCACGGUGCCGAGGCCGCGCUGCGGGACAAGGCCAUGGAGCUGGACGCCACCCGCCAGAAACUGCAGCAGCUGCGGCAGCUGAUGGCGGCCGUGCAGGACGCGCGCCUGUCGGGAGCCACCACCGCAGAGGCGCCGCCCGAUCUGCGCGCGCUGCUCGGUGAAGUGGAGGCCGCUCUGGACGGCGCAGAGGGACUGGAGGAGGAGCCGGAGCGUGGAGACACCCGCGGCUGUGAGGAUUACAACGGCGGUCGAUCGAGCGGGCCGCACUCACUGCCGCCGACCGGCGUGAUGCGGCCGAUGGGCCGGGUGGCCCGAGGCACUCCGACUCGUGAUCCGGCGGUGAUGAGUGCCGGGCUGCGCCGGUCAGCAGGCAGAGAGGUGCCGCCGCCUCCCCGGCCGGCCAGUGCUGACCGGGUGGCACGCGCCGCCUCGUUGGAGCCGUCGUUCCUGAUGGGUCGUCAAGUGCCGGCCGAGCGCCCACCGUCCCCUGAUGGAGACAUGCGCGCCCAGCUGCAGCACGUCACCGCCAUGGUUCAGUCGCUCUCCCGACAGCCGUGGUCCCAGCACCACGCCUGGCCGGGAAUGUACCACGCCGGGCACCCGACACCCCCGCCGCCUAUUGUGCCGGGUCAGUAUCCGCUGGCUGGGUGGUCAUAUGCGUCUCCUACACCGCCUCCGCCGCCGACCGCCACCCCCGACAUGCAGCACCAGCAGACGCUGUCGGCGCUGGGACAGUGCUUCCAGCUGCUGCAGCGACAGCAGCAGCAGAUCAUGGAGAUGCAGCGUCAGAUGCAGACGACGGCAGCGGCGGUGGCGUCCGCCUCUCAGCCCGCGACGCCGGCGCCGCCGCCGCCCCCGCCACCUCAGUUCUUGGCGCCGGGCCUACUCCGAGUAGAUGAACCGCCCACCAUGGAGCUAGCUGACGGCUUCGGGCCGCAGUCACGCUCCAUGCUGAACAACCAGGUGGCUCCGGGCUCGCGUGCGAACAACUACUGGGAUAACUUCCGCAGUUACUCGCGUCAAAACCUGCUGUCUGCCGGUACGGAGGGAGAGCGAGAGAGCGAGCGUCCGCGGGGCGACAGUGAGAGCCAGGAGGAGCCCCGUGCCGAGGGAUUCAUGGCUCGUCCGCGCGCCAAGAAACAGAAAGUGAACAAGGAGAACCAGCAACUGGACCGCGGCGCCAGCAACACUCGCGCUGCCGCGGUGCCAGACCCGAGCCGACCGCGCGUGCACCGCGCCUCCACGCCGCAGAACAACCCGCAGGUGGACGCUAUAUACAGCUGUGUGACGGCGCUGAUCGCACAGAACCAGGAGGAGCCGGAGUUUCUGAUCAAUCUGCUGCACGACUUGCAGCUGGUGCGCACGGAGUGCCAGCGCCGUCAGGUGCAGCUGGCCGUCCAGGCGAUCGUCGUCGAGGAGCUGAGCGGCGCGCGUCACAAGCAGCGCAACCGGGCUGCCUCAGCGUCAGCGGCAGUGUCUGCUCCGCAGGCCUCGGCCGGACACCACCUGCUGGCUGCUGAGCGGGAGGAGAUCAAAUCUCACCUCGUCAACAAGCACACCAAGAAUCUGUCGCACAGUCUGCGCCCGGAGGCGGCCGAGGCUGGUGGUCACUCGGAUAUCGAAGACACCACAACCAAGAACCUGGCUCCGCACAAGAACGCUGCCAAUAAGAACACGGCUAAGCCAAAGACGUUCGAGCCGCCCAGCAUGGGUCCUAUGGGACUGGGCCCGCUGCCACUCGAUGAUUCGGAGCUGCAACUGGCGCGGCUGCUACACGAGAUGAAUGUUUUCCUGAACGACCACCAGUCGGCGCUGCUGUCGGCGCCGUUGCUCGCGCGCCUGGAGCGUCUUCUGCUGCGCGCGCUGUGUCAGGGCCACGCCGCGCCGCCGCCGGGACUCAACCAGCAGCUGGAGCAGGCCAUGGUGCCGUUCAUGGGCCACCCGGUGGCCGAGUCCGGAGGCCGUCUGGUGCAGGCCGUGCUGGAGCGGCUGGGCGCCCUGCUGCGCGCCAGGGAGCUGCCCCCCUCGCCGCCGGCCGCCGAGCUGCCGCCGCCGGCCGGCCUGGCGCCGCACGGCCUCGACUCUGAGUCUGAGGAUGAGCAGCGACCGACCGACCUGGCCGACAAGAGACACGAACGACAGGGAACGGAGCCGAAUGCACCGGCACUGCAACAUCUACCGGCCGACGACGGGCCGCAGACCAUCCCUGAACAGGAGGUGCCGACUCUGAACGGUCGGGAGGGGCCACAGGAGCGGCCGACGGGCGAGCCGGCCGACCCGUCUGCCCCCUACCGGCAGCUGGGCACUCCGCGGGACACACCCGAGCCGCCCGGGACGCACGAAUCUGCCAACGUGGCCGAGCCAGAUACCUAGGCCGGCGGAAUCUCGGGUCCCUGUGGCCACCACAAGCACCGCACAGGCGUCAUCCGCCAAGCGUCAUCGGAUAUCCGUCAAGCCACCGUCGGCGUCGUCUUCUAGUUGAGUUCAGCGACGCUGCUCGCGUUCUUUGCCGUUAUCGUUAAGUUUUGCCGUGCGCCUCGCGGGCCACUGGCAAGUGUUGGUAUCUCAGUUGCGCGGAUGGAUCUGUGUCGUACGCACGUGCCUCAAUGUCGUCAACUGCCGCCAGUUGUCCAGCUUUGGCCACGCUAAAUAAGCGACGCUUUGGUUUAUGGCUGGUGGCUGGCUCGCUGUUAGGUCAUCGGUGCGUGAAAAGUGUUAGCUGUGAUUGUUUCCGUUCACCGAGCUCAGUUUUUGAGCUUUUGGCUUCUGCUGCUUUCUGUAAUAUGAUACAUAUUAUGGCACAUUAAGAAUUAAUAAAACUACAAUAAAAUUAUGAAAUGUC
Amphibalanus amphitrite is the source of this 3780-nucleotide messenger RNA. RefSeq lists its product as uncharacterized. The record is from RefSeq and is a predicted model, not a curated record. The transcript is spliced from 4 exons. Lineage: Eukaryota; Metazoa; Arthropoda; Thecostraca; Balanomorpha; Balanidae. Bases 210 to 3311 code for a protein of 1033 amino acids.